CAACAAGCAACCAAAGCAACCUUAAGCUAGUAGCCAAACACAACACAAAUUUAAACAGAUCGAACGUAGUGGCAAGCAAUGGCGGCAAAGAUGGCGACGAUGGUGGCUCUGGUGUUCGGCCUCGCGCUCCUCCUCUCCGCCGCCGCCCCGGCGGCCGCGCAGAACUGCGGCUGCCAGGACGGCUACUGCUGCAGCCAAUGGGGGUACUGUGGCACGACCGAAGCAUACUGUGGCCAAGGGUGCCAGUCAGGGCCGUGCUGGGGCAGCGGCGGCGAGGCCGCCGCCGGGAUGGCGGGCAGAAAGGCCGGCGCCGGCGGCUCCGGCGUGUCUGUGGAGAGCGUGGUCACCGAGGCGUUCUUCAACGGGAUCAAGAACCAGGCCCCGAACGGCUGCGCCGGUAAGAGCUUCUACACACGGCAAUCGUUCCUGAACGCCGCCCGCUCCUACUCGGGCUUCGCCAAUGACCGCACCAACGACGACUCCAAGCGCGAGAUCGCUGCCUUCUUCGCGCAUGUCACACACGAGACUGGACAUAUGUGCUACAUCAAUGAGAUAAAUGGGGCAAACAUGGACUAUUGUGACAAGAGCAACAAACAGUGGCCGUGCCAGCCGGGCAAGAAGUACUACGGACGCGGGCCGCUGCAGAUCUCAUGGAACUUCAACUACGGGCCGGCGGGAAAGAACAUCGGGUUCGACGGGCUAAGGGACCCAGACAAGGUGGCGCAGGACCCGACAAUCUCUUUCAAGACGGCGCUCUGGUUCUGGAUGAACAACGUGCACCAGGUGAUGUCGCAGGGGUUUGGCGCCACCAUCCGGGCCAUCAACGGUGCGCUCGAGUGCAACGGGAAGAACCCCGGUGCCGUCAACGCAAGGGUAAACUACUACAAGGACUACUGCCGCCAGUUCGGCGUCAGCCCGGGGGGCAACCUCUACUGUUGAGUUGCAUGCACACGCUGCUCGGCUCAUCGUGAUCGACUGAAUAAUGAACAGAGUAAUAAUAAUGAAUAAAACGUUUGGUGCGUACGUACAUUGCAUACGUGCACGGUACGUACAUGCUGGAAGCUAAGUGACGUCAAAGAGUUUAGUACUAAAAAGUGAUCUUUCUAUUCGAUGUUACUCUAUCUUAGGGCGGAGUAAGUAUAAAUGUGUAAUAAGAAAUAAAAUGUUAGGAUCGCGGGAUCGAAAGAUGAGUAAACAUGUGUACCGGUGGACCACUUAAAUAAUUAUUUCUCCAACCCAAGUACUUUCAUGCUUUUCCAUGAUCAAUUCAAUACGUAAAAAUUUUCCGUUGA
Molecule: messenger RNA, 1292 nt
Organism: Oryza sativa Japonica Group (Japanese rice)
Lineage: Eukaryota; Viridiplantae; Streptophyta; Magnoliopsida; Poales; Poaceae
Source: RefSeq, a predicted model, not a curated record